CCCCCUUCCCAAUGUGGUUAUUGUGUUAGACCAUCGUGUUUGUAUUUUAGUGUUAAAUCUGUUAGAAUUGUUAUGGUUUUGGAGCUCAGGAGUCUAAAAGUCCGGGCACUGGGUCCCUCCCCUCCCCUCCCUUCUUUCAAAAUCCUUCAAUUAAUCAGGUAUGCAAAGCUCCUCUCAACAGGUACAGGAACACCCACAGGAUCUAGGGAUUAGGACAGGGACAGCUCCAGGAGAGGAGUGUGGCUGGACUAGAACUGGAGCAGCAGUCCGGUCCCACUACGAGGCUGUAAGGCCCGCCACGCCCUGAGAGGGGCGAACCACGCGUCCCGCCGGGGGAGAGGGCGCUUGCGUGGGACCACGUGGCGGCGCAGCCUCAGCGCGCCUGCUUGAGAGAACGCGUGGGCCCCUUGGCUGCGGGCACGGUACCUCGGCGUGGCCGGCGACUGCUCCUGGGCGUUGUGGCUGUGACAGAACGCACAGCUCCUCAGCGCCACCCUUUCCGAGGGGACCAGGCCCGGCGACCACCUCAGCGCGACGCCCUCAGGACACCGGGGUUCUGCGAUUCCAACCGUCAAGGAGGGUGGGCCCUCAGGCCAGGCAGGCAGGAUGGACAGGGACUAUGCUGCAAGCCCGCUGCCACCACAGCCGGGGCCGCAACUCGUUGCCAGCUGCAGGUGGAGAUGGGCAACACAGUCUUGACCCCUUUGGUCCACCAGUACUGGGACCAGAAUGAGGACCCAGUCUUCUCAACGGCCGGGUGUGAGGUCAACUUUAAGGACCUCAAGACUCUCCACAGAGCUGCCUACGACGGCGACCUCUACGACAUGAUGGACCUGGUCCAUCUGAAAAGAAAUAAAUUAAAUGCAUAUGACAAGAAGAAGAGGAGUGCUUUGCAUUUGGCUUGCAUAAGAGGCUAUGCCAAGGUGUCCACUAUGUUGAUCUACAAGGACUGCGAUCUGAACAUCAGAGAUGCUGAAGAAAGGACACCUCUGAUAAAGGCCGUGCAAUGCGAGAGACCUCAGUGCGUCACUCUCCUCUUAGAACGUGGCGCAGAUCCCAACAUUACAGAUAUCCACGGUAACUGCGCUCUCCACUAUGCUGCCCACAGCGGCAAUGUAGAGAUUGCAACAAAACUCCUUGAACAUGGUGCCGCUACAGAGAUAAUGAACAAGAAAGACACCACACCAGUCUUCCUUGCUCUGAAGGAAACCCAUUCAGAUGUGGUGGAACUUUUAAUUAAGCAUAAGAACAGCCCUCAUGCUUGCUGUUGUAAUUGUAAUUCGGAAAGCUUAGUGGAUCUUCUUUUGGAGCAAAAUAUUAAUGUCUUUGCGGAAGAUUUAUUUGGACGGACUACAGAUAAUUUUCUUCUUCCUGACUCUGAAAGGAGCCGAGGUUGGUUUCAGCACGUACUGCUUCGUAUUGGUGGUGGUUUGCCUGAAUGUGAGGAUGUGAAGCUGAAAUUGGAAGAGAUCAUCAGUGUAAUCAGCCCAGUGUUGGACAAGUGUUUUGCAUCAGACCCUGGAGUGAAAAUCGUAGCUGAGCCAGGCAGAUAG
Messenger RNA from Nycticebus coucang (slow loris), 1553 nucleotides. Its product is annotated as putative ankyrin repeat domain-containing protein 20A5. NCBI's taxonomy places the organism in Eukaryota, Metazoa, Chordata, Mammalia, Primates, Lorisidae. The transcript is spliced from 8 exons. Gene Ontology annotation, molecular function: catalytic activity; protein binding. Bases 681 to 1553 code for a protein of 290 amino acids. The record is from RefSeq and is a predicted model, not a curated record.